Messenger RNA from Entamoeba invadens IP1, 396 nucleotides. RefSeq lists its product as hypothetical. The transcript has a single exon. Lineage: Eukaryota; Evosea; Mastigamoebida; Endamoebidae. Bases 1 to 396 code for a protein of 131 amino acids. The record is from RefSeq and is a predicted model, not a curated record.
AUGAUGGCAAAGCAUCAAACACGUGUGGGCCCGGAAUACCAGGCCGUCAUCCCAACGGAAAAAUACUUUGCAGGCCCAAGACCAACGUUUGGGAGAUGCGUCAAUAAAGCGACUGUCGAUGGAGUGUCGCGAGCAGAUACCGCGGAGGCUGCUGGGAUUAUGAUGUUCAGGUGCGACGCAAUAUCUAAAGAAGCACUCAACACGUAUAUGACAACAGCAGAACGAAUGACCCCCCCAUACGUCAAGUUCGAUCGAACAGAAGCUCUCCAAUUUUUACAUAACAAUGAUUACAUCGUCGAAGACGCUUUGCUUCAACUUAAAGUAAAUAUGGACAACCAAAAUAGGUACAACUCGAACCAAUUCAAAAGAGAGAUGCACUUCAACCAUUUUGACUGA